Molecule: messenger RNA, 222 nt
Organism: Plasmodium vivax (malaria parasite P. vivax)
Lineage: Eukaryota; Apicomplexa; Aconoidasida; Haemosporida; Plasmodiidae
Product: variable surface protein Vir35, truncated, putative
Exons: 1
Source: RefSeq, a predicted model, not a curated record
AAGAGUUGGGUCUUAUUAAGCAAGCUAUUGAUGCAGAUACGUGGAAUAUAAUUACAACAACGAAUACAGUUUUUUUGUGUGUAUCAACAGUUAUUGUUACAUUAGUUCUUUUUUAUGUCCUUUUAAAAGUUAUAAAAUACUCAGUUUUAAAAGAUGGUAAAGGAAAAAUGUGUGCAAUGGAAUAUUUUAAUUUUAUCAAAAAACUGUUAAAAGAAAAAUGAU